This is a messenger RNA of Wyeomyia smithii (pitcher-plant mosquito), 4899 nucleotides long. RefSeq lists its product as uncharacterized. Gene Ontology annotation, cellular component: RNA polymerase II, holoenzyme. The coding region runs from base 611 to 4165 and encodes 1184 amino acids. The transcript is spliced from 9 exons. Gene Ontology annotation, biological process: mRNA 3'-end processing. The record is from RefSeq and is a predicted model, not a curated record. NCBI's taxonomy places the organism in Eukaryota, Metazoa, Arthropoda, Insecta, Diptera, Culicidae. Gene Ontology annotation, molecular function: RNA polymerase II complex binding.
GAUGUUCUUAUUAGCAGCCAUCAAAAUUUUAGCAGAAUUUUGCUUCGUGUCGGAACUGUAAAAUAUAAUAUCAAUUAUCCCGUACUUCAGCAACUACGUAUGGGAUUAGUGUGCUUUUAAUAUAAACAUUUUUAGAGUUCUUCCAUAAAGUGCAAAGACUUCACGAUAAUAGUCGUAAAUUGUGGUAGCAAAUUGACAAAAGAACGACUUGUUUUCGUUGUGCAGAAAAUGAAAUCGGACGCGUGCUUGUGUGUUUCCCGAAUUUGCCGCGUUAAUUAGCGGGAUUAUCUGUUAAAAGAAGAAAAUUUAAACAUUCUGGCAUUGAUUUAGCUAGUUGAAGCCGACUAUCUUUAUAUGAAAAGUUUGGAUGUCAUACAAACUUUUAACACAGCUAAGUAUUGUUUACGUUUUUUUCUGGUGGAAUUGCAAGCUGGCCUGAAUUUCCCGCUUUGAUUGUCCUUGAACUAGAAGAGUUUGGUUUUUGGACAAAGUUUUCAAACUAUAGUGUAUUCGAUGAAAAGUUAGUGUAAUGCAAAUGUCUAACAAUCGGUUAAUUAUGAUGCGCGCAGUUUGAGAAAAAUAGUAAACAAAAAUCGGAAAGUAGCACAUAAUGUCGAAAACAACAGUGCUGUCGGUGACAGGAACGACGCCAGGAGGAAUAGCCGGAGGAGGAUCUGCAGGUGGUGAGUUCGAUGUUCCGGGAUUCGAGCAGAGGCUGCGGGAUUUGAAGGACACGCAAGACAGUAUACAGCAGCUAUCUGCGUGGUGUUUGCAACGAAGAGCUCACCACAAAAAAAUUGUUUCCAGCUGGCUUAAUGUGUUGAAACAAGUAAAAGUGGAAAGUCGUUUGACUCUGUUCUACCUAGCAAAUGAUGUGAUCCAGUACAGCAAGCGAAAAAACUACGAGUAUGUCGAUAGCUGGGGAACAUAUUUGCAGAAAGCGACGACUUUGGUUCGGGAUGAAAAAGUGAAGCACAAAAUACUGCGAAUAUUCAGGAUCUGGGAACAGCGGGAAAUAUACAAUGACGAAUUUUUGGCCGAUUUAAAUGGCCUUCUGAGUGCGACAUCAGCGAAGAAAACUGAUUCGUCGAGUAAUGCGUCGAUCUCGGGCUCCGCGGGAAGCACCGGUGGUACCACAACGGCAACCUUGGCUACUGGUCCUACAAGAUUGGUUGAAGCCAAGAAUGCAGCAGCUGCGGCUGCUAUCGACAUCGAAGACUUCCAAACAGCUUCACUUGUUUCGAUCAUCAAGGAAUGUGUCAAGAACGAAACCGAUACCGAUACUACGUUUAAGAGUCUGAACAAGACCCCUUCACUCGAUGUAGAACUAGUGAAGAACUCGAUCAAAGGCAAGGAUCGAAAACGAGUUGAAGAUAUUGAACGCGAAAUCGAGGAAAAUCUUGUUCACUACCAGAGCUAUGUACACAGCCUGAAGACGGAGCUUAAGUCCAGACGAAUGCUGCUUACAUUACUAGAACAGGCUGAAACUUUUUACCACAAUCAGCGCGGGGAAGUGAAAGUUGUUGCCAACGCAUACAGAAAUUUUGGUAAUCGAUUGAAAAGUAUGAAGAAAAAGCUGGAUGAGCUAACAACUACGCUGCCAAGCCCAAUUCCUUCGCCGGAUAUCAAUGCCCCCUCGCCUGAGCCGGACAUGGACCUUCAGCUUCCUGACGACCAAAGUUUUUUCAAUGUAAACGGGAUGAUGAACAGCUACAUGGACGGAAACCUCCCCUUCGAUAUCAAUGAUUUCAGGCGCGAUUCUCCAACCGCAAGCGCGGUGCAAUCGAUACAAGUGAUAAAUUCACGAAAGGAAGAAUCGGAGGGAGUAAAUGACUUUCUGAAAACGUUUUUCCCAGAUUCCAACAAUCAGUCAUUUGCUGCAAGUAGAGGUAGACCAGGAGCGGUUGGUCAUCCAAUUCAUUCAGGAACGAACAGUAGCGGCCCCUAUGUACCGUCGCAUAGCAGUAAUUCCUCUUUGGAGGAAUUUGCCAACGGAGGAACUUCAGCUGACUAUACUGCCAGUCUCAACAGUUACGGAGUUCCAUCGAGUGUGGUCGGUACUGCCUCGGACUACGGACUGCCAAGUCUUGUACCGCGGCAAAAUAAUCACCAUCCCGUUGGUAUGAAUCGUCCCUUCAAUAGUGGUCCACAAUACAAUCAACCAAUGCUCUCGGAUUAUUCUGCGGGAAGGCCUCAACCCGUUUCGAGGGGUCCUUUGCUGCCGCCACCAGCGCCAGUUAACUUGGAUCGAUCUGAUGAGUAUAAUUCUACCUGGGACAUGUCAAUGACUUGGGACGGACCACAUGAUCAGUCUGGUUUCCAAAAUCUUGAUACUCCGGUGUCACCACCGCACUACGAACGGAAGGGUAUCAACUCCAAUGUAAUCGAGUACAUUGAUGGGGCGAAUGAAGACGAACCGCUACAAGAUGUGGACCAUCGGCAGCUUCCUAACAUGCCAAUUCCUGCCUUCUUGAAGGAUAAGGGUCGACUAAUGGAUGUGGACCAUCGCAAUCUAAUUUCGCUUACUGGUUCACCUGGUCCACUGCUCAAAUCCAGUUUGGACGAUCUUGAAGAUAUUGAUGAUGAUGAUGAAGAUGCCGAUUUAUUGUUAGAGGCUGAUAACGAUAACGAUACAGAAUCGCAGGUGCAAUCGACUACAGCAGUUGUCGAAGUUGAAAAAUCAACUACAAAUUCAGAUCUCAUGUCAGCCGUUGGUUCCUUCUGGGGUAGCGGUGGCGACGUUGAUCUAAGACAUGCCAGUUUGCUACAACCCCCGCCACCGCCAGUGCCCGCUCCAACAGUGACUACCGUUAGCAAUAGCAGUAACGGUAGUAGUACUACUACAACAACUGCUAGUGAAACGAAAGAUCUCGAUUUACGAAUACAAUCGAUACAGAAGGCGAUCGAUUCGCAUUUUGGAGCGUCCACUGAUAACUCCAAGAGUGGCGAGGAUACAGAAAGCAACUUGUCCUCACUUCAGCUUCUACAAACACCUACUUCAUUACUCGAAAUCGAUGACUUUCUGCAAAAUUUCGAAAGGGAAAAUUUUGACCUUAGUAAACCGCCCAGUGUGCUAAUGAGUAAUCAGUCAGAAGUAUCGCUUUCGCCUCCUCCAUCGCUUCUGGAUGCCGAUGCCUCGACACCAAAACGAACCCCUCGUGAGCAUAACAAUGACACCCCGCAAAAUGACGAAAAAGAUCCUGCAGAAAACAACGAGAGUGUGGACAUGGAUCUUUCUGAUGAAGAGUACGUUCCAGAGCAUCCAACAGAAUCAACGUCAGGUAAGAGUGGAACUUCGUCGGACAAGCCUUCAGCUUCGUCUCCUCGUUCUUCAAUUUCUUCGCUGAUUACGGUGGUGGGAAGUAGCAACUCAAAAUCAAUCGCACCAGCGUCCGGUACAACUUCAGUCGACUCGACGAUAAAUUCUCUUUCAGCGCCAUUACCAGAAGAUGACGACGAUAUUCCGCUGGAAGAUUCAACGGAACCAUAUGAACCAUUUGAAGGUGAAGAUGUUGAUGAUCCUUUAACGGACAUCCCAGAUUUUACUGAGAACGUACAAAGCAUUAACACGACGACAACAACAACAACUAUGACGACGCCAACGACUCCAACUGUUCAGCAAGCACGUCCUCCUUUGUUGCCGGAUCCAGAAUUUCCUCCAUCAUUCGCUUUCCAACAACAACAACAACAACACCAGUCGCAGCAGCAAAAACCAUGGGAGUUAGCACCACCUCCUUUGAAUAACUUUGGUAAUCCCAAUAUUCCAAGUUUGGCUGAUUUGGCUAACUUCGGAGAUUUCCCCAGCUUGGCAGCGGGGUUGAGUAAUUUUAAUCAACCUCCGCCGAACGAGUGGGGUCAACCACUAUGGAACAAUCAGAUGGGUGGCCCAAACGGUGGUAUUCCGAUGGGUGGUGGUCUCAAUCACUUUGGCAACCCAAACCGAGCACCCUUCGGUGGAUCUCCGUUCGGAAACAAUAAGAACAACUUUAGAAACCAAUGGCCGGGUGGAAGAGGCGGAGGCAAUGGCGGUGGAGGAGGUCCAAGGCAUGGUUCACCGUAUUUCCGGGGUGGUGCAGGCGGUAAUCGUGGAGGCGGACGAGGUAACUUUCGAGGAUUCCGAGGUGGAGGAGGUCACCACAAUAACCGAGGAGGAAAUUGGGAUUGAACGUAAUAGAGCAAAAAGAAAAUGAAACUCCUUUUCUGAGUAGAAUUCAGCCCUGCUUAGUCGAUAUGGUGUCGCGAGAACUAUUUCCAAUCAACUAGCGAAAAAAUAACAGUAAACAACACGUUUAUUUUUUCUUGUAAAUACUAGUGUAUAAGUUGUGGACAAAAAUAAUAUAAUCUUAAGUCAUUAUUACUAAAGAUAUAUAAAACAGCAGUAAUCUGAACAACUAGAUUGCGAAGAUGGGUAGGAUAAACUCUUCUAAUUGAUCUUUUUGGACACUAUUUCACAUAUAUUAGAAUGUGCAUAAACUAGUUGGAUAUUUUUCUUUUCGCUAGAGCUCAAUGGGGCGAGCGUUAAAAUAAUAGAAACCAAACAAACUUUACGUUAAUAAUUGUCAUUCAGAAUUACAGGUUGAAACACCAGGACUCAACGUGUUAAACACAUCAAUACAAACAUCCGCGUACUGUUGUACUCUAUGAAAACAAAAAAAAAAACAAGUGAAAUGAAAGUUAAGCAGGAGAUUUUUUUCCGAUAUAUAAUAAACGUGUAAAUACAGUUAUUUAUGCAGAUUUUCUUCAAUACAAAAUUUGUGUUUCACAGCUACUCUUUACACUUAGUAAGGUAGAUUAUCACCUGUAAGGCAGCGUUGAUUUUUUGGAAGAUCUUAAAUUGAAAUAAUGAGCUGUAUUCGUUAUUACUUUAGAUAAAACUUUGGAAUAAAACAGUGCAAAUAA